UUGAAUGAGCUUCGAAGUGGAUCGGUACUCGUCUGCGUGGGCACAUAUCGCCCUUUGUGCGGAUCUCACCUGGGCUACGGAACCUCCCGAUGAAUUCAUUAUAGCUAAUCAGCGCCUUUGGGCACAACACUGCCGUGUUUCCCAAGUCCUACAGGACCCUACAAUAGAAUCACAAAGUUUACAAACAGCCAAUCAAUGCGAAUUAACAGGUAAGAUGACCAUCUCCCAAAUCCAAGAAAAUGGAAGCUUUAGUGGCAGGAGGAGUGUGAAAGACGUCAUACCAGAAUCAAGAUUGGCGCAAUACUAUGGAAAUUUUUAUUACGAUGAAGUCAGAGAAAAGUGUUAUACGAGCACGAACGAGAAGACAAGCGGUCGCGGCUACAGCGGUCAAGGGUGCGAAAAUUCCGACCUCACAGAAUGUUGGAUGCUUCCAGAGGUGGAGUAUUGGUUCAGAAAGCUGGUAGACGAUCCGGCAGAUCGCAGCCUGUUCCCGCGCCGCCGCCGACAAUACAGGAUGCUUGCUGAUGAUGAUUUCGAGCGCUGGGGCCUGGCUGGGACGCGAGCCGCUGGCGAGGAGGCGGCGCUGGCGGCGCGCGUGCUGAGCGUGCGCGGCCUGUGGGCCGGCUGCGCCGCGGGCUGUGCCGCGGGCUGUGCCGCGGGCUGCGCCACAGGCUGCGCCGCGAGCUGCCCCACGGGCCGGCGCGCGCCCGAGCCGCCCCCCGCGCCCCGCAAGAUGCGCGCGCGCCGCCGCCAGCCGCGCCGCCUGGCCGCGCUGGCGCCACCGCCGCCCGCCUACUGCCUCGACGCGCCGGCGCAGCUCUUCUGCGAUCCGCAGUGCAAGUUCCAGUUCGACCCGCCGCGGCCGCCGCAGCUCGCGGAGUGCCAGCGCGCCAUGGGGCGGCUGUCGGCGUCGGUGCAGGCCGUGAUGCGCGCGUCCGCAGCCCGCUGCCCGCCCUACCGCGGCACCAACGUGUCCCGCUACGCGCCCACCUGCCAGCGGCCCGCGCGCGGCCCCGAGCGCCGCUACGGCGUGUGGUGGCCCCGCGACCACCCCAGCCCGCGCCUCGACCACCGCUUCCAACUCACGCACGUGCCGCAGCCCCCCACCGACGCACAGAAACCCACCGCCGAGCCGGAAUCGGUCGAAACCAAACAGGAAUCUGUCGAAGAGAAGGACGACGAGGGCACGAGCGAGCAGCCUGCGCCGUCAACCUCCGAGCCGCAGACGCCGCAGACGCCAGACAAACCGGAGAGCCCGAAGUUGACGGCGAAAGAAAAGGUGGUCGCGGACGGGCAGAUGCCCUCGACGAGCGCCGCCGCCGUCGACUCCGGCCUGAGGAAGAAGCGCCUGUACAGCACGGUGCUAAGCAUGAGCGCACCCGCACCUCUCAACCUGACCCCCGUCGGCUGCGUGCGCCUGUCGCAAAAGCUGGUCACCCCGGGCCUGUUGAAGCUGAACCCGAAAAUCGUGCUCCCGACGACGCGGGUGCGGCCCCCCAACGUGGACAACAAGUUCGAGGAGCUAGAGAAGGAGGCGCUCGAGCAGUACAAGGCGUCCGACGAGAGCAUAGACACCAAGUUUCGCGAGCUGGAGAAGCAGGCGGUGGAGCAGUACAGCAACAGUAACAGCAACACGAGCUGCAGCAGCGGCCACUCGGCCGAGAAGAGGACGUCCACCUCGCCGCCGGAGAACGAUCCCAAGAAAAAGCAACCGGCAAAAUUUCAUAAGGAAAAGGCGGUCGAUAGUGUCGUGAUCUACUCGCAGAAUUUUCCCGAUCUGAACGCGAAAGGCCACACGACGAGUGUCACGAAUUUAAAAAACUUCCACACCCCCCCGAGGGGGGAAAAAAAGGAGCAAACGCAUAGAUCGAACAAGAACCUGCGGAGUUUGAAGAGUGAUACACAACGGGCCGCCUCCGACACGGAUUACGACACGCGGGAGGCGAAGGGGAGCCACAAGGGCCCGAUGCGAUGGACGCUGCACGUGGUGCCGCCCAAGAAGAGGCACCUGACGCUGUGUGUGUCGGACUUCUCGUCUGACGAGGAGCUGGAGGAGGGCGGCGGGUCCAUCAAGGACGCGGGCCCCUGCAUCAAAAACCACGCGGCCGGCAAGGUGAAGAUGUCCGCGCACGGCGGCGGCGACCUGCACCCCAUCAUGAGGAAGACGUAGCAUAGGAGGACCGCCACACCGCGCCGAGGUGCCAACUGAUCAAACAUCGGCUGUUACUUAUUUAUAUUUACCUUUUACACAAACGCGCCACCAAAAGUCGCUGAACGCUGAAGGAAAUUGUGAAUAUAUGGAACCGGUCACACGCGCACGCCUUG
Molecule: messenger RNA, 2325 nt
Organism: Pectinophora gossypiella (pink bollworm)
Lineage: Eukaryota; Metazoa; Arthropoda; Insecta; Lepidoptera; Gelechiidae
Exons: 7
Coding region: 5-2170 (721 amino acids)
Source: RefSeq, a predicted model, not a curated record